AUUACAAAAGUUGACGACGCAUCUCGCAAAAUGGAGAACCCUGACCGUGAGCGUCGCGUUUUACUGUCAGUAACGUUCGGGAUAUGCUCCAGAACGGAUGCCGGAACAAUAUCUGGAUCACAGGGAACGAACUCGGGAACGCUAGAGAGACGCGCUCAAAGUUUUUGGCGCUCGCGCUUUUUCAAGUUUUGUUUUCUUUUGAAAAUCGAAGAAAAAGUAACUUUUUUCAGUUUUUUUGAAUGAUUGAGUUUAUAAAAAGUGUUGUUUUUGUGUUUGUUGUUAUUUGGGAUGAUUACUUGACUGAAACAAACUAUUAGAAGUAAUAAAAACUAUUGUUUUGAUUUAAGUUUUUAGAUUCAGCUUGUUGGGAUUAUCCGUCUCUAUGGCUACCAAGUAAACAAUGAGCUUCGGACCACAAACGCAGCCAGGAAACUUCACAAAAUGCCUAGAAAAUAUUUCCUCCUUCCAGUCCACCUGUCAAUCCAACAGCACCUUGACAUUCCAAUGUCUGACAGACAACUCAACGACUUUUGCAGAUUAUUUUUGCGAAUACGACCAGUACUCGCUCCAAAACCGUUUCGUAUGUUCCGAGUGCAGUUCCAACUACACCAAAGAGAUUCUCGUGGAUUUUUUCAGCGAAAACAUCCGACAGUUCAUAGUGCGAACGUCAAGUGUCAAUUGCGGACUGUUCAAUAGGAGUGGGGAGGUUUUCUGGACAUGCAAUAAUGCUCCGAACUAUACAGAAACAAUAUGGACCAAGGCUCACUACGAUUGGAGCUUUCUGUUUGUCGUGGUUUUUAUUAUAGCGGGUGGUUUGGGGAACAUUUUGGUCUGUUUGGCGGUGCUAUUGGACAGGAGACUGCAGAAUGUAACGAAUUACUUCCUGUUGAGUUUGGCUAUUGCUGACUUGCUAGUCAGUUUGUUCGUGAUGCCUUUGGGAGCGAUACCUGGAUUUUUGGGGGAAUGGCCAUUUGGAUUGAUAUGGUGCAACGUGUAUGCCACCUGCGAUGUACUGGCAUGUUCCGCCUCCAUCAUGCACAUGUGCUUUAUCAGCCUAGGAAGGUACCUAGGCAUAAGAAACCCCCUGAAAACCAGACACAGCACAACCACGAGAACUGUCGUACUUAGGAUAGGACUUGCAUGGUUGCUGUCCAUGAUCGUUUCCAGUUCAAUAACUGUAUUAGGUAUAAUUAACCACGAGAACAUCAUGCCUGAUCCCCAAAAAUGCGUCAUCAACAACAGGGCUUUUUUCGUUUUUGGAAGUCUGAUUGCUUUCUACAUUCCCAUGACGGUGAUGAUGAUCAGCUAUGCCCUCACUGUUCAACUUUUAAGAAAGAAAGCCAGGUUUGCUGCUGAACACCCAGAAAGUGACCAGAUAAGAAGACUGGGAGGAAGGUUUGCCAAUAAGCACGAUAGAACACCAAUCACCAAUGAUAAUCCAUUGUGGAGGACAGUUGGUAGUGGAGAAAGCCGAAGUUCGAAUAUGAGGCUCGCCAACUCCCAUAACCAGUUAUCCUUUGCCAACGGCGGCAAUGGCAACAUCAGUGCGGUGGCGAGUAGAAGAGAUCAAGGGACGCAAACGCCCGAAAAUAUAGCGAGGGAAGCCAGAAAUUGCCGACUCAAGUCGCUCAAGCUGCAACUCAAUCACACCACGUCUAACUUGACUAAUUUCAGGUUGCUGGCUGGUAAGGUUAAACGAAAAACCUUCGCCUCGAAUUCAGUAGCCACAGAACAGAAAGCCUCCAAAGUGCUCGGAUUGGUGUUCUUCACCUUUGUACUGUGCUGGUCGCCAUUUUUCGUGCUCAACAUCAUUUUUGCAGCCUGUCCGGAUUGUGAUGUACCCCAGCACGUGGUCGUCACGUGUUUAUGGCUGGGAUACGUCAGUUCAACCAUCAAUCCAAUCAUUUAUACGAUUUUCAACAAGACUUUUAGGACAGCGUUUAUCAGAUUGCUGCUUUGUCGAUGUCAGAGGAUGUCCAGGCCAGUGCGGUACCGGUCCGUGACAGAAAACAGAGGCGCCACGAGUCUCUGUACCCCAUCGGCGCUGCCACUGGCCAUCAGCCUAACAGGAACACCCCUCAUAACCCCCGGCACUGACUCUUCGUUCGUCAUCAGGACGCCAUCUUUGAAUUUCAUGAGAGAAAGGAAGGACUCGUUUGAAGAUCACGAUUUUUAAUGUUUUUUUUUGUUUGUUUAUGUUUUAAUUUUUUCAUUAUAUCGUACAAAAAUGUCUUUUUUUCCAUAGCAACUAUUUUAUAUUAAGCAAAAAUAGUAGAUAAAAUAGUACUUUAACCGCAACGGUAGAUUAAAUGAUACUGGUUAAAAACUUUAUUUAUUCUCGCACGUUUUUUAAUUGCUUCUAUUUUUGAAA
Messenger RNA from Sitophilus oryzae (rice weevil), 2371 nucleotides. RefSeq names its product 5-hydroxytryptamine receptor 2C-like. Lineage: Eukaryota; Metazoa; Arthropoda; Insecta; Coleoptera; Curculionidae. Gene Ontology annotation, biological process: serotonin receptor signaling pathway; G protein-coupled receptor signaling pathway, coupled to cyclic nucleotide second messenger; chemical synaptic transmission. The record is from RefSeq and is a predicted model, not a curated record. Gene Ontology annotation, cellular component: dendrite; membrane. Bases 401 to 2176 code for a protein of 591 amino acids. The transcript has 7 exons. Gene Ontology annotation, molecular function: neurotransmitter receptor activity; G protein-coupled serotonin receptor activity; serotonin binding.